ACACCAUCCACAUCCAUGGCUCCCAGCGAUGGUGCUCAGAAAUUGAUCUUUUUUCCCAAGGCGGAUGCUGCAGUGCUAUCUCUCUCUCCGCCACCAGAUUACCCCAAAACGGUGGGUCCCAUCUACGACCGCGACAAUGUUGAUACCCCGUGCUUGCCAUACCCGUUCGAUGCAGAAGAGUCUUACUACCCUCGCGCAAACCAACUUUACCUACCUGAACCUGCCCCAGUCCCGGACAAGCACUUCUGCAUCUCGGAUCGCUACUUGCGCGCUUCCCUGACUAAGAAUGAAAGGUUCCGCCUCUCCAUGCUUUGGUAUUACACGCGCGACAUUUUUCACGAAACAGAAUUUCUCUCGGGCCUGCAGGAGAAGGUUCGAAUUGCACAAGAGUCGACAGGAUGGGAGUUUGCCAUAAUCGGUAUCCUCGAUGUGAAUUACUACACACGUCUCGCCACCGUUGGCGUCCCGCUCGGAAUCCUACCGCGUGGGGAAACCAUCUGUGCCCAUACAGUCGCUCAGCCUCCCGGCAGUGUCUUUUUGCUACCGAACAUGUUGGAAGAUUGGAGGUUCGAGAAGUCGCCCUACGUAGAAUCUGGUGGACUUCGCGCAUACGCUGGUGUGCCGCUUCGACUGCAGAACGAAACUGGACAGACAGCCUGCCUAGGCUCUCUGUGUGUAGCAUCACCAUCGCCCCAGGCCCCAUUGACACAAGCACUGCAAGCCUCGCUAGCCCGCCUGGGUGAUUGGGUCGUCUCAGACAUUGUUCAUCUUACUAGAGCGCGGCGUCAGCGCGCAAGACGCCAGAUGGUUGAUCUAAUAGCUACAGUGAAAUCGGAGACAGAUCCUGCUAUAUCUGAAGAGCCCGUUAUCCAAAUACUCAAAACUAUCUAUCCCGACGCGACCAUUACUCUCCAAGCUUCGAAAGCUGGUCAUAUCGAGGCCGAAGGGCGCGUUCCAGUUCCAUUGUCUGAACUGGAAGGGGGACUGUGGGAGGAUGUUGAAUACAUGGAUCAAUUCAUCGCAGAGUGGAAUCACCGAGAUCUCCCUGACGACCGUGUGGUGCGCAUCAUUGCUGCACAGUGCGAGAGCAUAUCCGGACAGUCAUUCCUAGCCGUAGGAACAAAGGAUUUCCGGCUGGUGUUUGAUGACAUCGAUGCCUGGUUCGUACACACGUGCGCAGGCAUCAUCUCUGAGAUUUGGCACAAGCGUCUUCUUGCAGAGGUUAUGCUUGCCAAGGAGAAAUUCCUGCGCGGUUUCUCACAUCAACUCCGAACACCCGUCCACGGCAUUCUCGGUACCGUAGAGCUGCUUGCUGAGGUGUUGGAGUCCCAGAAAUCAAAGAGCAUCCCUCAGCAGACAGUCGCACUACUCGAGGCGGCCGAUGCUGCCAAGCGUGGCGGGGAACCGAGCGUUUACCUUGAUACCAUCAAAUCGGCCGGCCGAGACUUGAUAUCAAUCAUUAACAACAUGAUCACUCUGAACAGGUGGGCCGACGUCGCCAAAACAGAGCGCAACUACGCAACAUAUACCAUCUACGACCUCGAGAGGGAACUUUCCAACGAGAUACUCAAGAUGACUUCAGGUGACUCACGUUAUAAUGCCUCCGUUUGUUUCGAACAUGACCUACCCCCGGAUCAAUGUAGCUUGUGGAUAGACAUUGGAUUACUGUGCGACAGUUUGCUACCUCUUAUCAUCAAUGCCAUUCAAAACACGCCAAAAGGCAAUGUUAUAAUCGCCAUUUCUGCUCGCUUAGAUACCAAAGAGCUUGUGGUUGACAUUAAAGACACGGGCCGCGGAAUUCCGCCCGAGGACCAGGAGCGAAUUUUCGAGCUGUACGAGCAGAUUGACACGCAUACUUCUGGUUCAGGAAUAGGUCUUACUCUUGCUUCCAAAUUCGCGGCGCUGCUUCGAGGUUCAAUCGAUCUAGUGUCAUCCGAUGUACAUCACGGCUCUCAUUUUAGGGCCAAGUUCGGGGAUGUAGAUCUCAGAUUCUCUGGAUCAUCGCUGUUGGAUGAACCGCUGAUUCCGCAAUUACCCAAUAUACCAACACGCUUCCACGCAGUUCCAUCUGGCACGGAACGCUCAUCCCUGUGCGACCACUUUUCCAAAUUCCUUACAUGUUACGGAUGGACAUCCUCAGACGAUGUUGAGGAUACCCUCAUCAUUGUCGACUGUUCGACGGACAUUGAGCAACAUCGCGCGGUAUUAUCGCAGUUACCAGCAGAUCAAGCUAUCGUCUGCCUGAUCUCGUCUUCUGAUACCAUGCCCAAGUCUGAUGGUGAAUUUUACAAUGUGGUAUACGUGGAGGGACCAUUUUUCACUACGACAAUGAGCCGCGCACUUGUGCGAGCCGCCGAAUGCCUCUCGACUAUGAAAGACGGCCAGACGGUUCUUACUCAGCAUGAAAUAGACCUCGCAAUUCGCCCAAAACAACAAAGUCUCGUGCAGAAUGACAGCAAAAGCGAAAAGGCCAGCCAUGUCGCUCGUGAUUCGAGUUCAGACAAGAUGUCGCGCACCGAUGAUGUGACCGUUGACACAUCCGAGACACCCUCAUCAGCACCCACCGAGACCGCACUGGACCUUCAGGAAAAGCAGGAUUCGACAGACUCAUUACCCAUAUCAAUAGAUAGCUCUGGCGAUACAAACUCUGAUGAUUCCACGCCCCCAACAUCCGAUUCCGACGAAGCUCAUCUCACAACACCACGUCCCUUUCAACCAUUCCCUUCAUUUCCAUUUCCGGAGUCCGCCUUUCACGCCACUGCCCUACUGGUCGACGAUAACGCUAUAAACCUCCGCAUCAUGCAAUUAUAUUGUGAGAAACGCUCCGUCCCCUAUGUGUGUGCUAGCGACGGCCUCGAAGCAGUAUCAACCUUUCAAACCCACCAAUCCUCCGCCGGCAACGACCAAUCAGUACCGCCCAUACAAGUCAUCUUCAUGGAUCUCCAAAUGCCGAAAUGCGAUGGCAUCGAAGCUACAAGACGGAUCCGCCAGCUGGAGACGGACAACAAUUGGGGACAGAGUACGCUUUUUGUGGUGACUGGACAGGACAGUGCCACUGAUCGAAAGGCGGUGGCCGAGGUGGGUGCCCACGAGUACUAUGUGAAACCCGUCAGCAUGAAGAGUUUGGAUGCGGGCCUGAAGAAGUAUUUCCCGUCAUUCCAGGCUGGAUGA
Molecule: messenger RNA, 3171 nt
Organism: Periconia digitata
Lineage: Eukaryota; Fungi; Ascomycota; Dothideomycetes; Pleosporales; Periconiaceae
Source: the annotation of a GenBank genome assembly